Molecule: messenger RNA, 2022 nt
Organism: Folsomia candida
Lineage: Eukaryota; Metazoa; Arthropoda; Collembola; Entomobryomorpha; Isotomidae
Exons: 11
Coding region: 1-1896 (631 amino acids)
Source: RefSeq, a predicted model, not a curated record
AUGUUGCUGCCCUCAAUCUGCCAAUUACUUAAUUUGAUUCGGGUACCAGGAGUUUAUUCUCAAGAAUCGUGUGAAGUGGGGGUUUCUUGGGAUGGAGCCGGAAUAUUUAAUAGAUUAUCAGCUAUUUCAAAGUAUGUCGAGUACUCGAGCUCCGUUAGUCAGGCCGUGUCAUAUCUUGAAGCAGUAUCAAUUUGUCAAGAGAACGGAUUAGAUAUAGCCGAAGUCAACAGUAUGGUUGAUUUCAUGUCUUUAAAGUCUUUUAUUCAAGAGGGGCAGUCAUACUGGAUUGGAAUGAACGAUCUUGACCAAGACGGAAUUUGGAAAGAUUCGAAUGGCCGAAUCUCAAAAUUUCAAGUCUUCGGCAUUGGAGAUCCUGAUGAUGAAUUAUCCGACUGUGUAUUGCUGCGCAGGGCACAUGGAGAGCUCAGAAUGUUUGACGAAAUGUGCAACGUCGGAGCCAACUUUCUUUGUCAAUAUCCGGAAGGGUCGUAUUGUGACAUUCAAAGUUUUCAGCAUUCAGCAGAGCAUGUCAUUGGCGGAAGAGAGGAUUUGAUACCGCUCGGAGAGAGUCCCAAUCUGUUUGUCAGCACGGUCCAGAAACCAUUUCAGCACGCAAUUUUAUCGUGUAUUCAAGCAAAGAAAGUGCCUUUAUAUUUCAACGACUCUGACACCACUAAGGAUGUUACAGAAAAUAUAAAAUCGCACCUUCUCUCUUUUGACCUCGACGAGGAGACUCAAUUUUGGACUUCUGGAAAGUUAGAACGCGACGCCACUGGGGGCUUCAAUGGAAUCGUGUACUGGGAUGUUUUAGAAACAAGUUAUGAUCUGUACCACAAUCCACUUAAAAUUCCCUACGACUGGGCCCCCACUGAACCCAAUGAUCGAGGUGGAGGUUAUGAAAUGGGGUGUGUAGAUAUCUCCUAUCCAUCAGAAGGAAGUACCCCUGUACUGCAAGCAUCCAACUGUGAGAUUCCCAAAUUUUAUAUUUGUAUGGACUCGAAACUCGUCAUUUCAAAGUUGGACUUUCAGGCGAGACUCAAGCGAAUUGCAAAUGAAGACGAAGGCCUUCGAAAAUCGCUGGUUGUCAACAAUCUGCCAUUAACUAAUCACAGUGGAAGUUCAAAGAAAAGUUGCCCCCCAGAACCAAUUAAAAAUAUUGACCCCAUAAAACUGAACCAUUCUGCUCUUCUUGAGUUGCCACAAACUUUGGAUUUGAUGAUGUUCAUCUUGAAAAAUAAUAUAAAAAACGGGCGGACCAAAAUUAAAGUCAAGCACAGCAUUGUGUGGAAGCGAGAUUUUAUUGACACAAUUUUUGAAAUUUUCAAGACGGCCGUAGACCAUCACUUUGUUCCUCAUGAAAUGCUCCACAUUGCGCGUGAAAUAAACAUUUUGUAUCAAAACUCUUAUGACGGACCAGACAAUUCGAACCACACAAAAAAUUGGGAAAUAAUUCUCGGAGUGCUAGAUGGUUGUUUAGAGUCACUUGAACCCUACAACUUUGCAACGAUAGGAUUCAGACUCAAAUAUCUCAUGACGGUGGAUCAUAAGUUUGAAAUUUCGAUACCACCAGAAGAAGCUGCUGAACACCUGGAUCUUAGUAUCGAUAUUUUGUGGCACGUCUUCAGUUUCACGCUGGGGUCAUGCUAUCCCACGGCAGCAUCUAUGGACCAAGACCCUUUAGUUUGGGCAGCAGAGUAUUACAAUCUAUUUCUCACCGAGAUCUUGUUUAAAGUUAAAGACAUUUGGUUCGAUGAAACGAAUAAUAACUUGCUCAGAGCUGGAUUAAUUUAUGGAGACCUUGACUUGAGAUUAGCAAUCAAUAAUUUCAGAGCCGCAGCAAUUUCCUCGUACAUUUUGAAUGAUAUUGAGGAUCGUCAAGUCGUGCGACCACUUUAAGUAGGAUUUAAAUAAGAUCAUUGAAUUGGGAAUAUAAAGACGUUCGAUUUCGUCGUAUUUAUUAUAAGUCACACAUAAACCUAAAAUUAUCACAAAGACAUCAUUGUAUGAAUUUUAUGGAAUACU